Messenger RNA from Aspergillus aculeatinus CBS 121060, 879 nucleotides. Its product is annotated as 1-acylglycerol-3-phosphate O-acyltransferase SLC1. The transcript has 2 exons. The record is from RefSeq and is a predicted model, not a curated record. Bases 1 to 879 code for a protein of 292 amino acids. Gene Ontology annotation, molecular function: 1-acylglycerol-3-phosphate O-acyltransferase activity. NCBI's taxonomy places the organism in Eukaryota, Fungi, Ascomycota, Eurotiomycetes, Eurotiales, Aspergillaceae. Gene Ontology annotation, cellular component: membrane; endoplasmic reticulum. Gene Ontology annotation, biological process: phosphatidic acid biosynthetic process.
AUGUCCUUCUUCUCCUACGUUGCCUCGGGCAUCAGCUCGUUCGUCGUUGUCACGCUCUCCUUAUUUGCUCUCGGCCAGAAAGUUCCCCGCGCCGCUUUCGUUGCUCGCUGCCUGGCAGCCUACGGCUCGCUCCUCCUGUGCGCCACCUAUGGCGUAGUGGCCUCGAUUGUCUUGCGCCUGGCCGGCUACGGCCGGGUUUCGCAAUGGGCCACGGCGCGCAGCUUCAAAUGGGUGAUGCGGUAUACGACCGGUGUACAGUUCGAUAUCGUGGAGGGUGUCGAGCACCUGUCGACUCGCCCGGCGGUGUUCAUCUCCAACCACCAGUCCGAGCUGGACGUGCUCAUGCUGGGUGCCAUCUUCCCUCCCUACUGCAGCGUCACGGCCAAGAAGUCGCUCAAAUAUGUGCCCUUCCUCGGCUGGUUCAUGGCCCUGUCCCGGACGGUCUUCAUUGACCGUGCCAACCGCGAAACGGCCGUCAAGGCGUUCGACAGCGCCGCCGCGGAGAUGCGUCAGCACCGCCAGAGCGUCUUCAUCUUCCCCGAGGGCACCCGAAGCUACUCCGACAACCCGGAGUUGCUGCCGUUCAAGAAGGGCGCUUUCCACCUGGCUGUCAAGGCUGGUGUGCCCAUUGUUCCCGUCGUCACGGAGAACUACUCCCACGUCCUGUCUCCCCGCAAUAUGCGAUUCAAUGCGGGGACUAUCAAGAUCAAGGUUCUGCCGCCUAUCAGCACCGAGGGUCUGACCGCCGCCGACGUCGACAGUCUCACCAAGUCUACGCAAGCGUCGAUGCUCAAGACUCUCCUCGAACUGUCGGAGAAGGACAAGACGGAGAUUGGCUCUGCUGUCGCCAAUGGCACCUCCACUGCCGUCGAGAUCUAG